ACGGCUACAUUUCUAUCACGUGUAUUCCCUGAGGAGUUACAUGGCUCAAACUUUCAGUUAAUCCCUUUCUUCCUCUGACUCCCCUUGAGAGACUCAGGAGCUGGCUCUUGCUCAGUGGGCCAAGAGCACUGUGGUAGUUCAGCACUGACUCUUCUGACGUCUCUGUGCAAGGAGUGACAAGCCAAUUUUCAGCUGCCUUAGACACCUAAGUCCCGCCUUCCGAGUGCCUUCUGACAGGCAAAGUAGUGGAGGUGAGGGGAGAGUGGCUGAGAGGCCUCACAGGGGUAUGUGGUCUGUGCCUUGUUUGUUUUAAACUAGCAGGUCGGAGGGUGUCCUCUAGAACUGGGAAAGGUAGGCCCAGAAGUAGCCUGAUACCAGCCCUCACAGGGGACUUGACUUGAGCUUACUCAGAACUUUAUAAAAUAGGCCUUACAGCCCUUCUGUGAGGGAAAGCAGCAGUCUCACCUCCUUUCCCAGAUGGAAGUGAGGCACAGAGUGGUUCAGUGACUGGCAAAAGUGUUACAGCAGCUCGAUGACAGAGCUAGACUGGAUGAUUGAGGCUGCGUAGGCCCCUCGCCCUCCUUCUAGCUGCGCAAAGUUCUCCAGGUGAAGAAGGCACCGUCUAUUAAAUGUAGACGGGCCUAAACAUAUCUUUCAAAAACACAAAUGGGAACAACAAAGAAAAGGAAUAUGGGUCACUUUAGAAGCUUGAUGAUCUUUGCUUGCGAUGGAGAAGACUUGAGCUUUUUGGAAAGUUUUACCAGAGAUUUCACUGCUGAAUUGUUAAUGACUGCUGUGACAAUGGCAGAAAGUGGUGGACAGGAAAAUGCAAGAUGGAUCACAACAGUUAUCAUGAGUUCAUCUCUCCAGAGUCAUGAAGUUUCAACUUCUCUACAGAGUCAACACCACAGAGUUCGAUAUUCAGAUUCAGUGGCAAAUGGAUCCAUUAUUUUUUCUCUUUCUGGUAUUGCAUUUCUAUUGGCAGACACCCAAGACUUGUUAAAGACAGGAGAAGAACUGUUUUUAGACAGAAUUGAGAAGUUCAUAAACAUUCAUCGGAAUAGUUUUUUGCUUUUGUCGGCUGCUUUGCAUGGACCAAAAGAAUGGGAUUUAAUGUUCAGGAUUCAGAAAAGAUUCCUGGGCAGUAAUUUACGUUUAAUUCCAGUUCAUAACACUGCUGAAACAGUUAAACUCAUGCUAACUAUAGCCAAGACCACUUGCAAACCACACAUAGACAAUAUUCGCGACAGAAUGCUAAUGGCAAAAGCGCAGAUCACAGACCAGAGUCCAGUUUGGAAAAUGCUUCACAAGAGCCAGUUGGAUUGUAACUAACUUUGUAUCAGUUAGAUUUAUUCAAAAGUUCUGGAGUUACCUUUCUAAGCAAAAUACAAAUGCUUUUCUUGUCUUUUCAAAAGCAGCAACUGUACAAAAACAGUCAGUUAAAAUAUUUGCAUGUAAUUGACGCAUUAAAUUAAAAUUUGCAAUGCCAUAUAGUGUGAAUUAUACCAAAUUUGCUACCUUGGAAGGAAAUUAAAGGAUUUUUAAAAAAGCUCUAUGAUGUUUUGUUUUUAUAAUGUGGACAAUUUAAAUAUAACUGCAUUAAAAAGCAUGUUCCCUACCUUUAGCUUGAUUGCAAAGUUAUUUGUUGUUGUUCAAAAUAUUUAAACACUUCUUUGGAAGAUUCUUUAGAAUAAGAAAAAUAAAAAUAAUCCUAGAAUAGGUUCCCCCAUGUUCAUAUACUUUAGACCUUAUUUAUGCCUUAACACUUUAGGCACUGAAUUGCAUUAUUGUUUUUCUUUACAAAAAUAUGUCUACUGUCUUGUUUACUAUAUAACCUUUCACUGGGGAAAGUUCUAAAUAUAUCUGGUUUUGUCCCAGAGGUGCUUUUAGAAGCAUGGAUUCUCCUUGUCUUCAAAUCUCUACGCUCAGAUCACUGGUAUGCAGAGUCCUAAUUUACAGUCACUCUUUAUUAAUCUACAGGCAGUCCCCGGGUUACGUACAAGAUAGGGACUGUAGGUUUGUUCUUAAGUUGAAUCUGUAUGUAAGUCAGAACUGGCGUCCAGAUUCAGCCGCUGC
This is a messenger RNA of Pelodiscus sinensis (Chinese soft-shelled turtle), 2076 nucleotides long. Lineage: Eukaryota; Metazoa; Chordata; Testudines; Trionychidae. The record is from RefSeq and is a predicted model, not a curated record.